CUGGGCACCCAUGUGCACCCGGAGCAGCGCUUCUCACAGGCAGCAGGGUCGCCAUGAGCCUCCAAGAGGAGCAGGUGCGCAGCUUCCUGGACGAGAACCCUGACUUUGCCCACCAGUACUUUGGGAAGAAGCUGAGCCCCGAGAAUGUGGCUGGGGCCAGUGAGCAGGGGCUCUUUAUGGACUGCAGCAGCCUGCGGGAGCUAUGCCAGGUGGAGGAGAGCGUGGCCCUGUUUGAGCUGGUGCAGGACAUGCAGGAGAGCAUCAACAUGGAGCGUGUAGUCUUCAAGAUCCUGCGGCGCCUCUGCACCAUCCUGCAGGCUGACCGCUGCAGCCUCUUCAUGUACCGGCAGCGCAAUGGCAUAGCCGAGUUAGCCACACGGCUCUUCAGCGUGCAGCCAGGCAGCAGCCUGGAAGAGUGCCUGGUCCCCCCGGACUCUGAGAUCGUCUUCCCCCUGGACAUUGGGGUCGUGGGCCAUGUGGCCCACACCAAGAAGAUGGUGAAUGUUCAGGAUGUGGCAGAGUGUCCCCACUUCAGCUCUUUUGCUGAUGAGCUCACAGACUACAUAACAAAGAAUAUCCUGGCCGUACCCAUCAUGAACGGCAAAGAUGUUGUAGCUGUGAUCAUGGCUGUGAACAAGCUUGACGGCCCAUGCUUCACAAGUGAAGACGAAGACGUUUUCUUAAAGUACCUAAAUUUUGCCACGUUAAACCUGAAGAUCUAUCACUUGAGCUACCUCCACAAUUGCGAGACGCGCCGAGGCCAGGUGCUGCUGUGGUCAGCCAACAAGGUGUUUGAGGAGCUGACAGACAUCGAGAGGCAGUUCCACAAGGCCUUCUACACCGUGCGGGCCUAUCUGAACUGUGAUCGCUACUCAGUGGGCCUCCUAGACAUGACCAAAGAAAAGGAAUUCUUUGACGUGUGGCCUGUGCUGAUGGGGGAAGCCCAGCCGUACUCAGGCCCACGCACUCCUGAUGGCCGGGAAAUCGUCUUCUACAAGGUCAUCGACUACAUCCUCCAUGGCAAGGAGGACAUCAAAGUCAUUCCCACUCCAUCAGCAGAUCACUGGGCCCUGGCCAGUGGCCUUCCAUCCUACGUGGCAGAAAGUGGCUUUAUUUGUAACAUCAUGAAUGCCUCUGCUGAUGAAAUGUUCCAAUUUCAGGAGGGGCCCCUGGACGACUCUGGGUGGGUCAUCAAGAAUGUGUUGUCCAUGCCCAUCGUCAACAAGAAGGAGGAGAUCGUGGGUGUUGCAACAUUUUACAACAGGAAGGACGGGAAGCCAUUUGACGAACAGGAUGAAGUCCUCAUGGAGUCCCUGACACAGUUCCUGGGCUGGUCAGUGAUGAACACUGACACCUAUGACAAGAUGAACAAGUUGGAGAAUCGUAAGGACAUUGCCCAGGACAUGGUCCUUUACCAUGUGAGGUGUGACAAGGACGAAAUCCAGACAAUCCUGCCAACCAGGGAACGCCUGGGGAAGGAACCAGCUGACUGUGAAGAGGACGAGCUGAGGCAAAUCUUGAAGGAAGAACUUCCAGGGCCCAGCAAGUUUGACAUCUAUGAGUUCCACUUCUCCGACCUGGAGUGCACCGAGCUAGAGCUGGUCAAAUGUGGUAUCCAGAUGUACUAUGAACUGGGUGUGGUCCGCAAGUUCCAGAUCCCCCAGGAGGUCCUGGUUCGGUUCCUGUUCUCCAUCAGCAAAGGGUACCGAAGAAUCACCUACCACAACUGGCGCCAUGGCUUUAAUGUGGCCCAGACGAUGUUCACGCUGCUCAUGACUGGCAAGCUGAAGAGCUACUACACAGACCUGGAGGCCUUUGCCAUGGUGACAGCCGGUCUGUGCCACGACAUCGACCACCGGGGAACCAACAACCUAUACCAGAUGAAGUCCCAAAAUCCCUUAGCCAAGCUCCAUGGCUCCUCAAUUUUGGAACGGCACCACCUGGAGUUUGGGAAGUUCCUGCUUUCGGAGGAGAGCCUGAACAUCUACCAGAACCUGAACCGGCGUCAGCACGAGCACGUGAUUCACCUCAUGGACAUCGCCAUCAUCGCCACAGACCUGGCGCUCUACUUCAAGAAAAGGACAAUGUUCCAGAAGAUUGUGGACGAGUCCAAGAACUAUGAGGACAAAAAAAGCUGGGUGGAGUACCUGUCCCUGGAGACAACACGGAAGGAGAUUGUCAUGGCAAUGAUGAUGACAGCCUGUGACCUGUCUGCCAUCACCAAGCCCUGGGAAGUCCAGAGUAAGGUCGCUCUUCUGGUGGCUGCUGAGUUCUGGGAACAAGGAGACUUGGAAAGGACAGUCUUGGAUCAGCAGCCCAUUCCUAUGAUGGACAGGAACAAGGCAGCCGAGCUCCCCAAGCUGCAGGUUGGCUUCAUCGACUUCGUGUGCACCUUUGUGUACAAGGAGUUUUCCCGUUUCCAUGAAGAGAUUCUGCCCAUGUUUGAACGACUACAGAACAACAGAAAGGAGUGGAAGGCACUGGCAGAUGACUAUGAGGCCAAAGUGAAGGCCCUAGAGGAGGAAAAGAAGAAAGAAGAAGAGCGGACGGCCAAGAAAGUGGGCACAGAAGUCUGCAAUGGCGGCCCAGCACCCAAGUCGUCGACCUGCUGUAUCCUGUGAGCACCAGUGCUGUGGGGACUGACACCCACAAUCCACUCGAACACUAGGACUCAGGCCCUGCCUCCGGCAGCUUGAUACAAGAAGUUAGGAAGAUCAACAAAAUGACUGAAAAUAACUUUGGAUAUUUUGGGGGUUUUUUAUAGGUAUUUUUAUAAAGCCAACUAUGAAUAAUCUAAACAGUGUAGCCUACAUUAAUUCUCUGGUUUUUGGAUAGUUACCACCAGAUCCCUGAAAAGGCCUAUGAACUAUGUCUAAAAUCACUAAGUGAAACAUUCAUACUACAUACACACAUAUGUAUGUAUAUAGGUAGACAGAUAGGUUCAGAGAUGCUGUUUCCUAUCUAGUUUAGGAAAAAAACACACACCCAGAAAUUUAAAAUAAAAUAAAUACAAAACAUGCCCAUUUUUAUGUGGUGGAAUUAUAGCAGAGAACACAUUGUAUUUGACCUGUCGGGAAAUUCUGCCAGAAAGGUCAGGGCCAGGAGCAGAGCAGUGAUCAGCCAUGAAUAAUUUAAGCAGAAACAAUCUAUGGCAAGCACCACAUGGAGUGCUCUAAAACUUCCUGACAGGACCAGGUCAGGUGGGCCUUGGUGGAGGCAACUGAUGGAAGACUUAAUGCUGCUGGUAAGCCUAAAGUGAGGAGCAAAGGGGGCAGGAGGCCCAGUGGAAUAUCACGGCACUCAUAUUUGAAAUGGUAUUGUCUGGUAGAAAGUAAGGAUUUUCAACUCAUGACAUGAGGCAGGUGGGGGCAGCCAUCAGCUCACUGGAAGAAGCUGGUAUUCAUUUAAUUUUUAUCUCAGUAACUACUGGUAACAAAAACCCAAGAUGGGAGCUUCUCGGAGUUCUCAGAAAGCUCCAGCAGCAGAAAGGCACUCUGGAUACUAUCCCAGCAAGCUCAAGAGGCACAGAGGUGCUGGGACCCUAUAGGGACAUGACGUUGCUUCACUCAAACCUCACCCCAAUCCUAACCAAGACACAACUUUGAAAUACGUGUACUUUUCCCAUUAGCAAAUGAAUUCAUUUUACCAAUAGAACUAGGGCUCUAAGUCUAAAAAUUUGCUCAAGGCACAUGGCUAGGAGCAGCAACAUGAGCCUUUUCCAUUCUAAGCCACCAGAUUGAAAGGCUGACAGGCUCACAGCCAGCAGGUACUAUAGGCCAAACUCUCAACAACUCAGGCAGCCUCAGGAGGCCACAACGCUGGAUUUCCAGUCUUAAGUCUCACCCAGCCACCUCCUGACAUCAAAAGGAGGAUCUGACAUCAAAGGGGUCUGGGGUGCUGAAGGCCCAAACAGAACAGGCAGUGAGUUUCUACACUUUCUGCUGUUU
Nycticebus coucang (slow loris) is the source of this 3947-nucleotide messenger RNA. It is a transcript of the gene PDE6B, whose product is annotated as phosphodiesterase 6B. Lineage: Eukaryota; Metazoa; Chordata; Mammalia; Primates; Lorisidae. Gene Ontology annotation, molecular function: 3',5'-cyclic-nucleotide phosphodiesterase activity; protein binding. Gene Ontology annotation, cellular component: photoreceptor outer segment membrane. The record is from RefSeq and is a predicted model, not a curated record. The transcript has 22 exons. Gene Ontology annotation, biological process: retina development in camera-type eye; signal transduction. Bases 54 to 2621 code for a protein of 855 amino acids.